AUGGCAGCUCCUCCUUCUUUGAACUUAUUAGCGGAAAUUAGAUUAAUUAAUAGAAUUAUAUCUCAACAUGGAAUAAAUUUUUCUGGUUCAUUUAGUUAUGUGAAUGGAUAUUUUCGUGAAUAUUUGUUAAUUCUUUUAGAUUAUAAAUCAUUAUUAUUUAUAAGAUUUGUAAUGUAUAUUUCUUCUUUAGUAAUUUAUUAUGGAGAUAGAUAUAUGAUAGGUGAUUAUAAUUUAUCUCGUUUUAUUAUUUUGGUAUUAAUAUUUGUAUUAUCUAUGAUGUUUUUAAUUAUUAGUCCUAAUUUAAUUAGAAUUUUGUUAGGAUGGGAUGGAACUUAUUAUCAGAAUGUAAAAUCUUAUAAUGAUGGUAUGAUUAUAGCUCUAUCUAAUCGUAUUGGUGAUGUGGCAUUAUUAUUAUCUAUUGCUUGA
Molecule: messenger RNA, 426 nt
Organism: Gryllus bimaculatus (two-spotted cricket)
Lineage: Eukaryota; Metazoa; Arthropoda; Insecta; Orthoptera; Gryllidae
Source: the annotation of a GenBank genome assembly